Acanthisitta chloris (rifleman) is the source of this 982-nucleotide messenger RNA. RefSeq names its product tripartite motif containing 63, E3 ubiquitin protein ligase (gene TRIM63). The transcript has 9 exons. NCBI's taxonomy places the organism in Eukaryota, Metazoa, Chordata, Aves, Passeriformes, Acanthisittidae. The record is from RefSeq and is a predicted model, not a curated record. The annotation marks the transcript as partial.
AUGGAUUUCCAAGCAGGCAUCCUGCAGGAUGGCAACCCCAUGGAGAGCCUGGAGAAGCAGCUCAUCUGUCCCAUCUGCCUGGAGAUGUUCAGCAAGCCAGUGGUGAUCCUGCCCUGCCAGCACAACCUGUGCCGCAAGUGUGCCAACGAUGUCUUCCAGGCUGCCAACCCCUACUGGCAGAGCAGGGGCAGCUUGAUUCCAGGGGGCAGGUUCCGGUGCCCGUCAUGUCGCCACGAGGUGAUGCUGGACCGUCACGGGGUCUAUGGGUUGCAGAGGAACCUGCUGGUGGAGAACAUCAUCGACAUCUACAAGCAGGAGUGCUCCAGGCCACUGAAGAAGGGGGAGCACCCCAUGUGCAAGGAGCACGAGGAUGAGAGGAUCAACAUCUACUGUGCCCCUCUGCAACCCAUCUUCCAGGGCCAGAAGACUGAGCUGAACAACUGCAUCUCCAUGCUGGUGGCAGGGAAUGACCGGAUCCAAACAAUCAUCUCCCAGCUGGAGGACUCAUGCCAGAGCACUGAGGAGAACAGUGAGGCAGCCAAGCGGGAGCUGUGUGCUCGUUUUGAUGCCUUGGUAGCACUGCUGGAGGAGAAGAAGUCAGAGCUGCUGCAGCGCAUCUCCCGUGAGCAGAGUGACAAGACAGCCUUCAUCCAGAGCCUCAUCUGCCAGUACAAGGAGCAGCUGGAGAAGUCAAGCCGGCUGGUGGAGACAGCCAUCCAGGCAGCAGAGGAGACUGGGGGGGCUGCCUUCCUCAUGAAUGCCAAGCAGCUCAUCAAAACGAUCGUGGAGGCCUCCAAGGGUGGCAGGCUGGAGAAGAUUGAGCAGGGAUACGAGAGCAUGGAUGCCUUCUCCGUGAGCCUGGACCACCUCACCGAGGCUGUCCAUGCCCUGGACUUUGACUUUGCAGAAGAAGAUGAGGAAUACUUCGAUGGGGAGGAAGAAGAGGUGGAAGAGAAUGCAGCGCCCGAAAGGACAGUGAUGG